Anoplopoma fimbria (sablefish) is the source of this 4118-nucleotide messenger RNA. Its product is annotated as matrix metalloproteinase-16-like. Gene Ontology annotation, biological process: proteolysis; collagen catabolic process; extracellular matrix organization. The coding region runs from base 370 to 2208 and encodes 612 amino acids. Gene Ontology annotation, molecular function: zinc ion binding; metalloendopeptidase activity. Gene Ontology annotation, cellular component: extracellular matrix. The transcript has 11 exons. The record is from RefSeq and is a predicted model, not a curated record. Lineage: Eukaryota; Metazoa; Chordata; Actinopteri; Perciformes; Anoplopomatidae.
AAACACGAUUGAAAACGGGCAGCUAUGCCGCGCGGUGCAGAAAACGGGCUGGACGCGUCCGCUUGGAACAACCGGUGUACCGGAGGACUCACCCGGGGACUGCAAGACCGGGAGGCUACUGAGAGGCGUUAACAGCGAGACUUUCCCCGGGGGUAACCUCCUCCCGACACCGCGGCGAAGGCAGCGGUCGACGAAUCCGUCUCUUCUCCCGGUUCCCUCUCUCUCCUCCUCCUCCUCUCCUCCACAAGAGAAACACCAUCAGACAUGUUGCUGCUAAACGUGUAGGAUUUACCCCCCGUUGUCGCUUUGUUUGUACCGACUGUAAAUAGAAGUGAGCAGGGAGCAGCGAGCAGCAGCAGCGUGUUCACUAUGGUGUCGCCGGCGCUCCGCAGUCGGAGGUGUCUGAGCGGCUGCUGUGUGGGGACGCUAUGCUUGCAGUUGUUGCUGUGGAUUUUAUGUGCCGUGAACGGCGAGGAGCAGCCGUUCAAUGUAGAGUCAUGGCUCCAGAGGUACGGCUACCUCCCUCCUGCAGACCCCAGGAUGUCGGUGCUGCGUUCUGCUCGAGUCAUGCAGUCCGCUAUUGCUGCCAUGCAGCGCCGCUACGGCCUCAAUGUCACAGGGUCUCUGGACAGCAGCACUAUAGGCGAUAACACGAUAAGGUGGAUGAAGAAGCCCAGAUGUGGGGUUCCUGACCAGAUAGGAGGCGCAUCCAAAUUCAGUGUCAGGAAACGGCGGUACGCCCUUACAGGACAGAAGUGGCAACACAAACAUAUCACAUACAGCAUAAAGAACGUGACACCCAAAGUGGGUGCAGAGGAGACCCACGACGCCAUCCGACGAGCCUUCGACGUCUGGCAGAAUGUGACGCCGCUGCGCUUCGAGGCCGUGCCCUACAGCGAGCUGGAGAGGACCAAGAAAGACGUGGACAUCACCAUCAUCUUCGCUUCAGGUUUCCACGGCGAUAGCUCGCCCUUCGACGGCGAGGGUGGCUUCCUGGCCCACGCCUACUUUCCAGGGCCGGGAAUAGGAGGCGACACACACUUUGACUCAGACGAACCGUGGACACUGGGCAACCCCAACCAUGACGGUAACGAUUUGUUCUUGGUGGCGGUCCACGAGCUCGGCCACGCACUCGGCCUCGAACACUCCAACGACCCCACGGCCAUCAUGGCUCCUUUCUACCAGUACAUGGACACCGACAACUUCAAGCUGCCCAUGGACGACCUGCUGGGCAUCCAGAAGAUUUAUGGUCCUCCUGAUAAGCUUCCCCAGCCCACCAAGCCUUUGCCGACGGCGCCCCCUCCCCGCUCCAAUCCUCCAUCAGACCCCCGUAAGCCGGACAGGCAGACACGACCUCCGAGGCUGCCCCCCGGAGACAGGCCGUCCCACCCCAACGCUAAACCCAACAUCUGCGAUGGAGGCUACAACACCCUUGCCAUAUUGAGGAGAGAGAUGUUCGUCUUUAAGGAUCACUGGUUUUGGCGGGUGAGAGAUAACUCCGUCAUGCCGGGGUACCCCAUGCUCAUCAGUGUUUUCUGGAGAGGCCUUCCGCCCAAGAUAGAUGCCGUCUACGAGAACAGCGAGGGCAAGUUUGUCUUCUUCAAAGGGAAACAGUUCUGGGUGUUUAAGGACACCGUGUUGCAGGCUGGAUACCCCAAGGACAUCGCCCAGUUCGGCCACGGCAUGCCGGCCCAGAGCAUCGAGACCGCCGUGUGGUGGGAGGAUGUGGCCAAGACCUACUUCUUUAAAGGGGACAGGUACUGGCGUUACAACGAGGAAAUGAGAACCAUGGACCCAGGCUAUCCCAAGCCCGUCACAGUGUGGAGAGGUGUGCCUGAUUCGCCACAGGGGGCCUUCGUCGACAAAGCCAACGGUUUCACCUACUUCUACAAGGGUAAGGAGUACUGGAAGUUCAACAACCAGUUCCUGCGCGUGGAGCCGGGCUACCCGCGGUCCAUCCUCAAGGACUUCAUGGGCUGCGACCUGACGCCCAUCGACCCGGCCCGACUGCCGGUCGAUGACGGCAACUCGGACGUGGUGAUCGAGCUGGACAACGAGGCGAACACGGUGAAGGCCAUCGCCAUCGUCAUCCCGUGCGUGCUCGCGCUGUGCCUGAUGGUGCUGGUCUACACUGUGGUGCAGUUCAAGAGGAAGGGCACGCCGCGCCACAUACUGUACUGCAAACGCUCCAUGCAGGAAUGGGUCUGAAACGUCGAGGUAGAGGAUGAGAAGGUGGGGAGAGGGAGCGAACAGGAUGACAGCCCCCCACCUUUCACAGAGGAGGACAGUGGACUUUGGACAUCUUCAGUGGAAACACACAGCCACGUGUCCUCCUCUUGGGUGAUCUGAUACCUUCGUUCAGACCCUCAGAACCAACCAGACAGCCUGUCGGUGACCCCAGGACUUCAAGUUGACUCCGCUAACCCUCAGCCUUUUUAACAAACGGGGGGAGCAGAGGGACACCUUGUGGGGGGUCUUUGCCUGAUAUGUCAGUCCCAGUUAAAAAAAAACCAGGAGGAUCAGUAUCACUUUGUAUCUCAGAAACUUGACUUCCCAUCCCCAUCCCGCUUUUAUUUCUUCGCCAGACUGCUCUUAAUCAGAAGGAGGACUUACACGGGGCACUGCAUUGUCAUCUGUCAUAUCAGGUUGUUGAUUAAAACAAUAGUUUUCUAUUUUCUGAUCUCGGUGCCCCCUCGCUUCAUACCGCGCUCAAAAGAUGAACAGUCUCAGAUAAACAUGAGUUAAUCACAUUACCAAUCUUCAAUCCUUGUUCUGUCAUUUUUAAUUUUUUUAAAUUUGAAUUAUUUUAUUUUUCAUUUUUUGAGUAAGGAGAUCCUCACCGUUCCCUUUAACACGCUCCUGAGGAAGAGACCAAAUGAAACCAAAUAAAAUCAAUUUCUCUCCAAAGAGGAUUACAUUCUUUUUUUUUUUUUUUUUUGUCAUUUCAGUUCAAUCCUUUCUUCCCCUCUCUGGAUCCUUGCAGCGAUUAAGAGUCGGGGAGCAACUGACUGUUGUGGCAGUCUGUUUGAGACACAGGGGCCAAAUUAUUCUGCAAUAUUUUAACUCGCCUUAAUUAUAGAUCAUACUACUUGUGCUUGGUUUUGCUGUUCUUGGAGUUGUUGUUUUCUUUUUUUAAUUGGUAUACCGCUUUUGUUUCUAUUUGUUGUUUGUUAUUGGUAUUUCAUGGUUUUUAUUACGUUACCCAGAGUUCUCAGCACUGGCUUGCUGAGCCAUAAUGGACAGAAUAUACAGUAGGGUCAGCCUGUAUUGAGAGUAAUGUAUUAUAUCGUAAAAAAGAUGUAGGACGGUUCUGGAGUAAAGCCACUAUUUUUGUGUGUUAAAAUAUUUGUACUGUUACUUUUAUCAUUUCCAUACAACAGAAAUCUGUCUAAUCAUGAGCUUGAAAGCUUGUUAUUGGAUUUGCUGAUGUUCUUUUUUUGUCCUCGGCCCAUAUUCCCCUCAGUUAGAAGAAGUGUGCAUCCAAAAUGGUCACUCUGAAUGGUUAUUUGUGAAUGGACAGACCAUUUCUUAAAAAGAAUCCUGUUGACUGCCUUGUUUGAGAGAGCUUACAGUUCCCAGAAUGCUCUUGUCUCCUGACUGAGGACCCACAAAGUGAGACACCAAGUCAAUCAGUGCCUGUGUCAACGUGCAUGCAAGCAUUUACUGUACAUCCAACCGGUUCUGCUCAACAUGGCUUUGGAACCCCUCAAAAGCUGAGGAGGAAGAUUUCUCUUGAAAAUACUAUCUGCAUUUAUUUUUGUACAUUUUAAGUGUACCCCAACCCCCUGUCCCCUUACUUCCAGGUACAAUUAAAUAUAAGAAAAAACGUUAAAAGAUUCAAGUGGUACAUUUGGGAAAUCUUCUAGAGAUCUGAUGGAUAAUUGGCAAAUCAAAUUGGCUUCAGUAAACGAGUUAGCAAACAUGAAGUGUCUCCGCUGUGACGGCGAGCAGUCUUUGAAUGUGUGUCUGUUUUCAUGAUCACAUACUGGUUUUUCUUUCUUUCCUGUUUUCUGGUCAAAACAAAUUGGACAUCUCACAAUGACUUCUUUGUGUAAGACUUUGGGACAACGGGGAAACGUGUCCUGACAGAAUGAAUAAAUUGAUCAAUAUAUGAUUAA